CCAAAAAAAAUAUACAGCGAAAUGCGUGGCAAAGGUCUCCGCCCCAUCUGACGCAAUGCCAGCCAAUGGACGGAUGCAAGUGUCAGACGAUGACCAAUCAGCUCACAGGACCGGCCUUGUGGGUCCUCCCGGUUGUCCUUAGAGCCCAAUGAGGAGGCGGGCGCUGUGGUCGCGGCGUGGGCGGAAUCCCCUCGGUCAAUGUAGCAAUCUGAGGGAGGUGCUUGAGCGAGACCUGGCCACUGGACUUCGCGGCGUCUGGGGCGCAUUUCCCGACCCACUGCGAGGUGUUGAUCUGCAACAAGAGCAGGAGAAGGAGAUCAGCCCCUAAUCAUUCCCUUUUGCCCCUGUUGCCACCGUGCCGUGCGGAGUAGGGGCGCUAGCGUGGCUGAUCGCCUUUUUCCCCCCCCUGCGAAACCUGUUCUGUAGGGGGAGUGAUUCUGUGACUGCUUCGCCCGGUUAUUGGAUAGCAAGCUGUAUUAAACGCCAAAAGCCCCGGCGCGUCAUUUUCUUACUACUGCGAAGCUGGAGUGAACGAACGGGGAAAAGGGGGCUCAUAAAAAUAAAAAAGAGAGAGCUACAAUACCAUAAGUAAGAAUUAUAAAAAGGACUGUCUGGUGGGGAACUGGAAGGCAAAGGGAAGGAAGAGCACUGGGGCUGCGCGGCUGAUUUCGUCUGGAAUUCUGCCGCUUUAUAAAUGAUUCAUGCGACCUGAUUUUUUAAGAGAGUAAUUGUGCUCGCAGUGGGAUAUUAUCAGUUGCGCGUGUGUGUGUGUAGCGGGGGUACAAAUCGCCCGAAAAGACGAGUCUUUUUUUUUUUGUUAGACGUGGGAAAUUGGAAUCAGCCCCCUGUUUUUGAGGGGCGGGGAGGGGGUGAUAAAAAAAACUCCAUCGAUUUCCCCCUUUUCAGAUUUUGGUCGAAUUUCGUCUGUCUGUGAUUAUUGCUUAGCCCUGCUGUCAUAGCGAUCAUCUGUUGCUGCACGGCUUGAUUAGGAGAAGAAAAAAAAAGCCCUCCCUACUCUGAUGCAGCCCUGGAUUCGUGUCUCCAGUUGGGCAUAACUGAGAGAUGGAUUGGCUGUACACAGCCUUUUAAUUUUUCCUCUUUUCCCCCCUAUUGUGGAUCGCUCAGGCUAAUGGAAACGGGAGAAAGACUAUUAUUGCUUUUGUUGCUACUAUUAUCCUUGCACGCUCGGUUCUGAUAUUGCGGGCUGGUCGCACAGAAUGGUCUGUUCACACAGCUACCGGCUUUUCUGAGACAGUCUUCGCCGGCUUCUUGAUCGCGACAGACUCGCAGCAGCUCCUGACGGGGAUCGGACACCCCUUUUGUUUUGUCAUCAACAUUUAGAAAGGGACGCAAAGACCACACUCGGAUUCAUUUCGUGUCCACUUUCGCAGCCGGGUCCCGGACGCAUCGGGAUAAAUGCUUAUGAUGGAGGAGGACAACGAACUGGAAGCGCAUCAGGUUGAAAUCGAUUCGGAUUUCCAGCCCCAGAGCCGGCCGCGCUCAUGCACCUGGCCGCUGCCGUGCCCAGAAGACUUCCCCGGAGGGGAGGAGGAAAAUGGAGCUUUCCCCGCGUCUUCCGUGAAGCAGGAGCCGGACAACGUGGCUGCCUGCAGGGCUGAGAGAAGCGGCGGCGCCCCGGCGGAGCACAAACACCCAGCCGGCGCCCCGGCACCCUCGGCCGCUGCGCUCCCUUGCCUGGCGGGGGCUGCGCUCGAUGUAGCCGGUCAGCUGCGCAAGGCGAAGUCCUCCAGGCGAAACGCGUGGGGUAACCAGUCCUACGCGGACCUCAUCACCAGGGCCAUUGAAAGCACCCCGGAAAAGAGACUUACACUGUCACAGAUAUACGACUGGAUGGUCCGAUAUGUACCUUAUUUCAAAGAUAAAGGCGACAGUAACAGCUCGGCGGGCUGGAAGAACUCCAUCCGGCACAACCUGUCUCUGCACACGCGCUUCAUCCGGGUGCAGAACGAGGGCACAGGGAAGAGCUCCUGGUGGAUGCUGAACCCUGAGGGUGGCAAAGCGGGCAAGGCGCCACGUCGGCGGGCGGUGUCGAUGGACAACAGCGCCAAGUACCUGAAGAGCAAGGGCCGGGCCAGCAAGAAGAAGACGUCGGCGGGGGGCGGGCUGGCGGCGGCGCUGCGCAGCUCCCCGGAGCGGGGCAGCCCGGGGGAGAAGGGGCCCGGGGGCGGGGCGGAGGAGUUCGACGCCUGGACUGACAUCCGGUCCCGGGCCAGCUCCUCGGCCUCCACGAUGAGCGGGAGGCUGUCGCCGAUACUGGCCGAAGGGGAGCUGGAGGAGCCGGAGGAAGGGCUGUCCUGCUCCACCUCGCCCCGCCUCUACCCCAGCCCCUCCAGUGCCCGUUCCCCUGCCCUGGGCACCGGCAGCCACUGCCCCCCGGUGGAGCUGCCGCAGCUGGCUGAUCUCACUGGGGCCAUCAGCCUAGAGGAGAGGCUGAUGGAGGAGAGGUAUCCCCCUCAACCACGGCAUAAGCGUCCCGCCUUCCCCUAUGCCCCCCCCAAGGCCCAGGGCUCCUACUGUGGCUCUGUCUACAGCCCCCCGUCCCUGGCCAUGCUUCGCCACCACUCACCCAUGCAAACCAUCCAGGAGAACAAGCCUGCCAGCUUCCAGGGGGGUAUGAGGUCAUACUCCAGCUCUAACGCCCUGCAGGAUCUGCUCACUGGUGGCUCCCAGUAUUGCCCCAGGAUGGGACAGGAUGGUGAUUCUCUGAUGGCUCCCACCAGCACUGGCGUGGGCUCGCAAAGUCACAGCCAGAAUCACAACCACAAUCACAGCCGUACUCAUUCCCACGGCCACUCCCAGCCCCAGUCCCACUCCCCCAGGGUCAACAGCGGACUCCUCCAGCCCUACAGCCUCAAGGCCCCUGAUCUGUACAGCCCCCCUGCUCAUGCCCAUCUCCCUGCCUCCACUGCCUUGCCCCCCAACCCUGCCGGCAUGCUGGGGAUGCCCCAGGACUCCUGCCACCUGGCCACGGCCCCCCACCCCCGCCACCCACCCUACACUGGCCACCACCAAGGCCUGGCCAACUCCCCUCAUGGGCACUACCACCACACGCAGAGCAGCAUCUACCACCACCACCACCACCACCACCGCCAAUACCACCACCACCCCCACGAUCGGCUGCCAGCGGAUCUGGACUUGGACAUCUUCCACGGCAGCCUGGACUGUGACGUGGAGUCCAUCCUCCUCAACGACUUCAUGGACUCCGAGGAGAUGGACUUCAAUUUCGACUGUGCGGUGUCGCAGGGGAUGGGCAUGGGCAUGGGCAUGGGCAGCCUCACCGGCCCUCCCCAGGCACACAACAAUCAGAGCUGGGUGCCAGGCUGAGGCACACGGAGACCUGGCAGAGACCUUCCCCCGCAAGGCCACCUGGCUGGCACUGGAUGGCUCCCAGCAGCGCGAAGGACCCUGAACUGGUGCGUCCAGUGCACCAGCUGGCUGUGACUCCUCCCUAGCAGAAAUACAAACGUGCUCUAAAGGCUCUCGUGUUGUGCCCCCUCCCCCCCUCCUCCUGUUUCAUGGCAGAAAAAAAAAACCCUUGAGUGAAAAUGUACCGCUGAACUUCAUCAAAA
Molecule: messenger RNA, 3590 nt
Organism: Lepisosteus oculatus (spotted gar)
Lineage: Eukaryota; Metazoa; Chordata; Actinopteri; Semionotiformes; Lepisosteidae
Source: RefSeq, a predicted model, not a curated record